This is a messenger RNA of Morone saxatilis (striped sea-bass), 1682 nucleotides long. Its product is annotated as serum paraoxonase/arylesterase 2-like. The record is from RefSeq and is a predicted model, not a curated record. The coding region runs from base 92 to 1162 and encodes 356 amino acids. The transcript is spliced from 9 exons. Gene Ontology annotation, molecular function: arylesterase activity. NCBI's taxonomy places the organism in Eukaryota, Metazoa, Chordata, Actinopteri, Moronidae.
AUUAGUCACGCCUGCUGUGGCACGCCUCAGCUGCAGCGCUCGAGCACUUUAAAGCAGUUUGUAACAUUUUUUUGCUUCUCGUGAUUCCGAAAUGGGAAAGGUGGUGUUUAUUUCGAUUAUAGUGGCUGCCUUAUCUGCGCUGCUCGGAGAGAGGUUCGUCAACUUCAGGAAAAUUACCCUCGCUUCGAAUGAGCUGGUCCAGAAUCACCUCCCCAACUGUGUCGCACUCAAAAAUCUGGAUCAUGGCUCAGAGGAUAUAACGAUCCUUCGAAACGGGCUCGCCUUUAUCAGCACUGGUCUGAAGUAUCCUCGAACGCCUUUCUCAGAUGUGGCUGCAAAGAUCUUCACCCUCGAUAUGCAAAAUCCUCGGAUGAAACCAGUGGAGCUUCGAAUGCCAAGAAACUUUGAUCUGGAAUCAUUCAGCCCUCAUGGCAUCAGUGUAUACACCGAUCCAAGUGAUGACACAAUAUACCUGUUUGUUGUCAAUCAUCCUGACCAAAAAAGCCAAGUAGAGGUGUUUAAAUUUGACGAGGACAACCUCUCCCUGGCGCAUCUGAAAACCAUCAAACAUGAACUUCUCCACAGUGUGAAUGAUAUUGUCGCAGUGGGAGUUGAAAGCUUCUAUGCAACCAACGAUCACUACUUCACUUAUGGAAUCCCUACAGUACUUGUGGAAGCUCUGCUGGCUCAGCCUUGGACUAAUGUUGUUUACUACGGUCCCGAGGAAGUCAAAGUGGUCUCUGAGGGAUAUUACUUUGCAAAUGGCAUCAAUAUCUCACCAGACAAAAGGCAUAUAUAUGUUGUAGAUAUGUUUGGUCACAACGUACAUGUGCUGGAGCGGAAAGAAGACAAUACAUUAGUCUCUGUGAAGUCUGUGGCUGUGGGCUCACUCUGUGACAACGUCGAAGUUGAGCCUGAAACCGGUGACCUGUGGUUGGGCUGUCACCCUAAUGGAUGGAAAUUAUUCAUGUUUGACCUCAAGGACCCACCUGGAUCAGAGGUCAUCCACAUCCAGAACAUUCACUCUGAUCAGCCAGUGGUGACUCAGGUGUACGCUGACAACGGCGAUGUGAUCAUGGGCUCCUCGGUAGCGGCUACUUAUGGGGGGAAGUUGCUCAUUGGUACUGUGUUCCAUAAAGCUGUGUGCUGUGAUUUAAAGUAGGCAAUGAGUCUUGGACUGCUGCACCCGACGCCAACUCCAGUAGAGCUACAAAAAAACAUGGCAUUUAAGCAGAAGAGUUUAAAAGAAAAUAAUUAAAAUUUCAGUAAAAAAAAAAAGGAAACUGACCACUUUGCAAGGCUCUCAAUCUGUUCGCUGUCUAAUUGAGAGUCUUGCAAAGAGGUGAAGUGAUAUUUUAACCUGUUGUACUAGGCAAAGAAAGAUCGGUGGAUGACGUUCACCUGAUUUUGUAGCAAUGAGCCCUGGGUACAACAGCGUAUUACAAAAUGGUGUCCGACACAGAAAUGACUGAAGUAGUUGUAAAACAGUAUUUUCAAUCAAAUGUGAAAGGUUCAUAUAAUUGCUUUGCUGUGUAUCAUGAAAAGAAUAUAUUUUGACUGAAAAAUGCUGAAUCUAUGCAUAUUCAUGUGUGUGAAUGAAUAUUUUUACAUGUGGUAAUUGCUAUUGUUAAUCACAUUGUUUCAUGUAUUUGAAUGUAAAUAAAAUAAAAGUCAUGUUUCAA